Messenger RNA from Cynara cardunculus var. scolymus (artichoke), 3659 nucleotides. RefSeq lists its product as uncharacterized. Gene Ontology annotation, biological process: negative regulation of DNA-templated transcription. The record is from RefSeq and is a predicted model, not a curated record. The transcript is spliced from 11 exons. Lineage: Eukaryota; Viridiplantae; Streptophyta; Magnoliopsida; Asterales; Asteraceae. The coding region runs from base 1 to 3474 and encodes 1157 amino acids. Gene Ontology annotation, molecular function: acyltransferase activity, transferring groups other than amino-acyl groups; transcription corepressor activity.
AUGGCGGCCAACAUUAGAGCACAACUGAUUUUGGAGCAAUCAAGUAAACGACAGAGGCUCAAUCAUUUUCCAAAGCUUCUUCCUAACGAACAAGUCGAAGUACGAAGUGUUGAAGAGGGAUUCCAAGGUUCUUGGCAUAGUGGCAUCGUGAUAGAAGCUAGAACUCAGUUUCGUAUGGUCAAAUAUGAUCAUCUCUUAUGUGACGACAGUUCAAGUAACCUUAUCGAGUCCAUCCCAGUUCUAUUUGCAGUUGAUGGCAAAAUUCCAGCUGGUUGGCGUUCAUCCGAUUUCCCUAAUUAUCGUGGCAAGAUAAGGCCGGUUCCCCCUCGGUUUAUCCAUGAUGAAAGUUGCCUCCAUUAUGGACAGUGUGUAGAUGUGUUUUAUAAAGAUGCAUGGUGGGAAGGUGUCAUUUUUGACCAUUUUGAUGGUUCAGAUGAACGAUUAGUGUUCUUUCCUGAUAUGGGUGAUGAACUGAAGACCCCAUUUGAGUAUCUAAGGCUUACUCAAGAUUGGGAUGCAGGUAGCGAUGAAUGGAUGCUUCGAAGGGACUGGAUCUUUCUUGAGGUUAUCGAGGAAUUAAAGCAAGAAUGGCCGUUUCUUGUUUCAGUGAAACAGAUUUGGUAUGAAGUGAGGAUGACAAAGUGUUUUGUUGAAGAAAUGAAAGAAUGGAUGUGCCCUGUGAAGCAAAGAUGGAAAGAAACUGUUAAGGAGGUAAUGGUGGAUAACUUUAAGUUGACAAUGGUGGAGUUCUUUCAUAGAUUUAACUUUUCUGAGGAUUUGCAUGAAGACCGUCCAUUUUUGGAUAUAAAGAAACGUAUUCUUGAUUCCAUUAUAAAUCUUGAACCAUCCUUUUUUGAAUCUCUUGUCGUUGAAGAGGAAUUUGCAACUUUACGCUCAAAUCCAGACCCACAUUUGGUUGUUAAAUCUGAUUACGAGAAUCUUAGCUCCCCUUCUGAAAACCCCAUUUCUGAAUGGAGCAAAUGUGUUGACUAUUGCGUUAUUGGAUCUGAUGUAUUUCCUCAAGCGGAGUGUUGUCCAGAUGCAAUUUUCAAAUACUUUGAGUACUUCGAAUCUGGUAAAAAACCUCCGGUUGAUGUAACAUUGAAAGUUAGGCAACAUCUUUCAUAUAUGGGUUGGAAAAUCGAGUCGAAGGUGUAUAGGAUUGGCUCAAAAGGGGCUGCUUAUUUUAGAUAUCGUUACACUGAUCCUAAUGGGAAGCAAUAUUAUUCACUUAACGUACUUUGUACAGAGUUAAACAAACGUUCAUCUGAAAGUAUUACUUUGAGUUCAUCUGAUGUUAAUGCAUAUCUUGAAACUCCAAUAUCAUCUACACUGGCCAAAGAAGAACCAAAAACACUUGUGAUUGAAUCUGACUUCUGUCCACAGGCCGUGGUUGAUUAUUGUUCAUUGUCAUUGGAAGCAAAUUCUGACUUGCGGAAGAGCAGAGAUGCUAGGGUUAGAAAACUGCAAACCAGUGCAACAAAGCAUCUUUUUGCUGUUGGGUGGUCAAAGUGCUAUACCGAGCGUCUUUCAGGUAGGAAGGUACUUGUAUACUGCUCGCCAAAUGGAAGAAAGUUUUAUGGUCUUCUUGAAGCCUGCAAUCAUUAUAUCAAGGAAUGUUUGUGCUGUGGAUUUGAUAAUAUCCGUGAGCUUGACAAAAUGGGAAAAGUCAAAGCAUAUGUAGACUUAAUCAAGAAGAAAGAUGGUCUUUUGCAUAUUAAAACUAUAUCUUCAUCGCCAUCAAAGAAGCAAGCGGUAAAACAAGAUGAAUCUUUGACAAAAUCAAGAAAUAGGUCAACUGGCGAUUCUUUGAGGACUACCCAUGUACUAAGGUCAAGCAAAAGGGCUCGGAAAGAGAUUUCCCCAAUGAACCAAACCCCACGAACGGUCUUAUCUUGGUUGAUAGACAAUAACGUUGUUUUACCUAGAGCAAAAGUACAAUACUAUUGCAGGAAAGAUGGUCGUACAUUGAGAGAAGGCCGAGUAACUCGUGAUGGAAUAAAAUGUAGUUGUUGCAAACAUACGUUUAGCCUCUCCAAGUUUCAAUCUCAUGCUGGAAGCACUUAUGGCCGACCAUCGGCUAACAUAUUUCUAGAGGAUGGUAGGUCCUUACUAGACUGCCAAUGCCAAUUGCAACAAAAUCUUGAUAAAAGUUCAAGAUUGAUUAGGAUGAAACCUCUGCGUAUAAAGGGAAACCGGCAUGAAAUAGAAAAUGACAAUGACUACAUAUGUUCUAUCUGCCAAUACGGUGGGGAAUUAGUUUUAUGUGACGAAUGUCCAUCAGCAUUUCACACAACGUGCCUGGGAUUAAAGGAGGUCCCGGAUGGCGAAUGGUUCUGUCCAUCAUGCUGUUGCAGAAUUUGUAAUCAAAACAGAUUCAACGGAAAUUAUGAACAAAAUAUGGAUAUGAACAUUCUAAACUGUGAACAGUGUGAAAGAAGAUAUCAUAUCGGGUGCUUAAAAAGAAGAGAAGGUUUCUUGAAGAUGGAGACUUAUCUUGAAGCAAAUUGGUUCUGUAGUUUGAGAUGUGAAGAGAUAUUUGUAGGGCUUCACAGGCUUUUGGGGAAGUCGAUUCCAGUUGGGAGGGAUAACUUAACAUGGACCCUACUGAAAUAUAAGAAGUCUGAAUCCACCAAUUAUGAUGCCUCAGAUAUGGAGGAACUAGCAGAAAAUUAUAGCAAGCUGAACGUUGCUAUCAGCGUGAUGCAUGAGUGUUUUGAACCAGUUAAAGAACCUCGCACUGGGAGAGAUAUAACCGAAGAUGUUAUUUUAUGUAGAUGGUCCGAGCUACAGCGUUUGAACUUUAAGGGUUUUUAUACAGUUCUCUUGGAGAAAGACGAUGAGCUGAUUUCUACGGCUGUAGUGAGGGUUUAUGGAGAGAAAGUAGCGGAACUCCCACUUGUUGGUACAAGAUUUCAGUAUCGUAGACGUGGAAUGUGUCAUAUUCUGAUGCAUGAGCUUGAAAAGCAACUUAUGGAACUAGGUGUGGAAAGACUAGUUUUGCCUGCUGUUUCGAGUGUGCUACACACUUGGACCAGAUCAUUUGGUUUCUCUUUGAUGACUGAAUCGGAGAAAUUGAAAUUUUUAGGCUGCACUUUUCUUGAUUUCCAAGGCACUAGAAUGUGCCACAAACUCUUGGUGAUAGAUCUUCCUUCCACAGAACCAAGCAUGUCAAGAGGAAAUGGUUGUGGUACUAUUGUAGAUUUAGAUAGAAUUAGUGCUGUUUCUAAAGUGUCACAAGAAGAAAGAAUCCAAGAGAGUGGAAAAGUUGAACAAUCUUCCUCAGAGCACAAUGGCAAAACAAAUCCUCUUGAAAUCUUGACGAGUCAACCAACUAACAUAGAACAUCGAAGUGAAACCAAAUGCUCUACAGAAGCAUCUAACCCCAGAGAAGGCAACAACAACAGCUUUCUCAAAUGCUACCAGCGGAGAAAAUUCAUGCCCACGAGAUUUGAGGUGCCUUUCCACAAGUAAAUGUGUUAAAAUAUGUAAGUAGCAACUAAUUCCCUUUUGAUAACAAUCCGAGUAGUGUAAGAACAUAUGCUAAGAGCUCAAGAUUUGCCUUCAUUUUCUCCCGUUUUUGGUUCAAAAAAUUGGUAAUGGAUGGAAAUGAAGGCAUGUUUUAUCUUCUAUGUAAAACCCGUCUCACAUGCAUAGAA